Beauveria bassiana ARSEF 2860 is the source of this 597-nucleotide messenger RNA. RefSeq lists its product as uncharacterized. NCBI's taxonomy places the organism in Eukaryota, Fungi, Ascomycota, Sordariomycetes, Hypocreales, Cordycipitaceae. The record is from RefSeq and is a predicted model, not a curated record. The transcript is spliced from 2 exons. Bases 1 to 597 code for a protein of 198 amino acids.
AUGGCAGAAGCCGCGAUGCAACGAUACGUAUACGAGCAUGCCGAUCCUCGCAUAGUCCGCAUUCCCCAAGUUUUUGAUGCCUUUACAAUAACUGAGCCGGACGGUGCAUCUGUGACAUAUAUUGUCAUGGAAAUGUCGAGGGCGGCCAUUUUGGAGCAUACAGCAAUCCGUCAUGUUUGGGACCUUCCGCUGCCACCCAAUGCAGCAAUCGGGCCGUUGGGACACGAGAGACCUGUGGACAGUUUCUUCUCGGAUAUUGGGUCGGACCGCGCUUUCAACAAUGCCAUAGAGCUGCAAGAUUGGAUCAACAACAAGUUGAACGAUGCGGGUCGCUCUGAUCGUGUUAUACUGGAGGGAGAGCGACUCUCCAUAUGCCAUUGCGAUCUUACCCCGUUCAACGUCAAGAUGUGUGAGCCAAUCGCUAUUAUUGACUGGGGCUUCGCCGGCAUCUAUCCUCGCGCUUUUGAAGAAUUCGCUAUUCUUAACCAAGGCAUGGCAUUCGCGAAUACCUUGUGCAGACAACUUUUUGGACCAAAGCCGUCUAAACAUAUGCGCGCAAUGGCUCUUGCGGCAAGAUUUCAUAUGUUCGGCUGCUAG